Molecule: messenger RNA, 1259 nt
Organism: Neurospora tetrasperma FGSC 2508
Lineage: Eukaryota; Fungi; Ascomycota; Sordariomycetes; Sordariales; Sordariaceae
Exons: 1
Coding region: 1-1002 (333 amino acids)
Source: RefSeq, a predicted model, not a curated record
AUGUUUUCCUUGAAAUUUGCCGCCAUCAGCUGCCCCGGCAAUGCCGCCCGCGCGUCCCAUGGCUCGCUCACGCUAGUCCGGGCAGCAGCAACACCAUCAAGUCGGCCGUGUGGUCCUCUGGCCGUCGAUCCCGUCUUCUUUGACCUUCGUCCGAUCGCUCCGACCGCCCGGGGAGCUUUCCAAACACGCCGCCUCUUCGCUUCGGUCCAUCACGGCGCAGCAGAUGCGGAGCUGCCGACAGACCACCCCGCAUUACAUUGGCCCGCGUCCAAAAACCCUACACCUUAUGAGAUACUUGGGCAAAGCAAGAACGAUCCUUAUAACAAGAAGCGCUUCCACGAGCUGGUGAAGCUUUACCACCCGGACCGACACCCCCAUACAGGGCUUCCCGACACUUCUCACCCAACCAGGCUUGAGCGCUACCGUCUCGUUGUUGCCGCCAACGAUAUUCUAAGCAAUCCGCAAAAGCGCCGCAUGUACGAUCUCUACGAUCUUGGUUGGAGCAACCAUCCGGAUCUGCCGGAUCUGCGCAACGACGACGUCUCCUCAAAUCACAGUGCUUGGCGCCGCCGCCCCGGUAAUGCGAGCAUGAACGCUACUUGGGAGGAUUGGGAACAAUGGCGUAACGAGCAAGACUCGGGAGGUACUGGCCAGCAGCAAAAACCCAUCUUCGUAUCCAACGGCGCCUUCGUCGCCAUCGUUUCUUUCUUCAUCAUAAUGGGCAGCUGGCAGCACGCCACGCAAGGUGUAAAGAGUGGCGUCGCUCUUGUGGACGACCAAGAGCACAAGCAUGCCGCUAUCAAAAUGGAGAUGCAGCAACGGUACGGUGAAACGGCCGGUCUGGGCCGAGAGGCACGAGUGGACAACUUUUUGAGGCAGCGAAACGGCUGGGACAAUUAUCCCACUCACCCGCACCACAUAUCCGGUUACUAUCGCAAUUUGCCGUCACAGGAACCUCCGCGUCGGUUACCACCCCCGGCGCCCAAACACGAUGCGAAUUAGGCCGCUACAAUUUGGUCAAGCUAUCACUGUCGUACCACGUCGAUACAUGCAUGUCCGCCACCUUGUGAACAUAGAUCAGUCCCCUUGGAUGCUGGGCAAUGAUGGACACUGCUCGCUGAGGUUGAUCCAGAGAAUCAUCGGGGCUCGGAUUGCUCUUCGGAUGGAAUGAAAGCCAGACCGCAUGGAGCAAAAGCGUUGAGAGGCCCAAAUAAAUCCGGUUGAACAGACGAGGAUGGAGAUAUACCUACCGUCUCUGA